Polistes canadensis is the source of this 2392-nucleotide messenger RNA. RefSeq names its product inhibitor of growth protein 3 (gene Ing3). The coding region runs from base 333 to 1424 and encodes 363 amino acids. The record is from RefSeq and is a predicted model, not a curated record. Gene Ontology annotation, cellular component: NuA4 histone acetyltransferase complex. Gene Ontology annotation, biological process: regulation of DNA-templated transcription. The transcript has 6 exons. NCBI's taxonomy places the organism in Eukaryota, Metazoa, Arthropoda, Insecta, Hymenoptera, Vespidae.
AAUUUUGAUAUUGUUAACUUAUAAGAACAUGCGGGUGGAUUGAGACUUCUGACCGCCGUAAACACGUUUCUGAUCGAGUGCUACAAUUUUCGUUAAUUCUUCUACGGCGGCGAGCACUCUUCUAUUGUAAAUUAUUAAUUAUUAUAAAUCGGACAGCGGGGAAGGUAACGUCGGUACGAGAGGAUGCUUUACUUGGAAGAUUAUGUUGAAAUGAUAGAGCAUCUCCCACAAGAAUUAAGGGACCGGUUCACUGAAAUGAGAGAAAUGGAUUUAGGUGUACAAAGUAUGUAUUCUAUGCGAUGCUCUCAUGCCUGUUUAUAUAAAUUUAUUCUAUGGAUAGUUUAGAGAAAAAAGUUAAGACAUUCUUUUCAAAUGCCAAAAAGAUGAAGCCUAAUGAAAAGGAAGCAGAGUAUGAAGCUAUUAGAAAAGAAUAUUAUAAAACUUUAGAAGAUGCGGAUGAGAAAGUACAUUUAGCCAACCAAAUGUAUGAUUUAGUAGACAGAUAUUUAAGAAGGCUAGAUCAAGAGCUGCAUAAAUUUAAAAUGGAGCUAGAGGCCGAUAAUAAAGGAAUAACUGAAAUUUUGGAAAAAAGAUCUUUGGAGUUAGAUCAACCCUCUACGAAUAGCAGUCAAAAAGAAAAUCAUUAUAGUUUCACGCCUAGUAGAUCGCGAGACAAUCAUGGUCAUUCUCGAUCAGAGAAAAGGAGAGAUUCCAAUACGUCUUCUACUUCUAUAGAGAAACGAUUAGCAAUAGAAAAAAUUCCUCCAAGUCUUCCUGAGUCCCGGCCCACAUCAACUAAUUCUGGACCAAUAAUAGCACCUACAAGCGUACCGUCAACCCCAUCUGCUAUUGUGAAUUCAGUUGGCUCUGUGAGCUAUAAUCUUGGCCAUAUAGGCGCUGGUGGUAAUGCCAUAGCAGCAGCUGCUUCUCAAGCUAUAGCUGCAACGCAACAAAUGCAACAAGGCAGGCGGACAGCUAGUUUAAAAGCCAGUUACGAGGCCAUUAAUACAGGUGGUGUCCACGCUGCCGAAUUUAGUAGGGAAUUAGCUGGAGCUGCUCAGACUGCUAUUGCAGCUAUCCAAGAAACAACUAAAAAGCAUAAAAAGAAAGUAACUGCCAUUCCAAGCUCAAGUGUCAUUGCUGCCACGGUUCAACAACCUGUAUCACCACCAAUUGUAACAACGACAACGACGACAACGGUUACGGAUUCAGAUAAUCCAGAUUGGACGUAUGAUCCUAAUGAACCAAGAUAUUGCAUAUGCAAUCAAGUAUCCUAUGGAGACAUGGUUGCUUGCGAUAAUUCAGACUGCCCUUUCGAAUGGUUCCACUACCCAUGUGUUGGUAUUACUGCACCACCAAAAGGGAAGUGGUACUGUCCUCAAUGUACAUCUUCUAUGAAGAGACGAGGAGGUCGAAAAAAUUGAUUUCACUAUAAUUAGUGGAUAAGCUAUAAGGAUGGAUUGCUACUACCUCUUAGGAACUGUUUAUCGGGUACCAACUUAGUUAGGAAUCUGUUAAUUUUCAUUUUAUAUGACUUUUUAAACACGUUAAAGUUUAAGUCAUUACUUUUUAUUCGGGCUUGGUCUUGCGUAUUUAAGCUUUGAGUUUCUGUUUAGUUAAACAGAAGGCUGACCAAGAAAAAGAAAUUUAGUGACACAUUUGAUCUUUCUUGCUGGAUUUUCUUUUUUACUGUGUUUUGUAGGAGAACUAAGGAAGUCAGUUGAGAUGAUGCGAACAGUAAUUAAAAAUUUACUGUUGAAUUUUAUUAUUAAUCUUUUAAUCCAUCUUUUUCUUCUUCUUAUUUUUCUUCUUCUUUUUAUUAUCAUUAUUAUUAUCAUCAUUUAAGAUGAUUUAUAAACUUUUCGCAUCAUCCUACACUGUAACCACUUUUAGCUAGUUUCUAUAAAUUCACAUUGGAAAAUAAAAUUUUUUUCUCUUGACUAAAUAUACGAUCUAUGGGACUGAUAAUAAUAAUAAUAGAAGGAAUACGAAAUUAAUUUUCUCGAAAAUCGACGUAUCUAAUUUUAUGCUACGUCCUUAACUACAAAAUUUCAUCUGGUAUGAUAUAUAAUUAUUAGUUCGAAAAAGCUUAAAUAUAGUCCACUCGAUUCAUUCGUUAACUAUUUUCAAACGAAUGAAUGGGCAAGGCUAAUAAAAAAUUCUAACAUACGUGUUUUACGCUUUCAAAGGGAAAAAAAGUAUUAAAAAAUAUAAAAAAACGGAAAAAAAACAAGGCAAGGAAAAAGAAAAGGAAAAAAAUAAGAAACAGUAAUGAAAGAAAGAGAAAGAGAAAAAAAAUAUCAUUACUGAGACUACUAAUUUCAAAAAGAAAAAUUGUAGCGAUUUCAUGUAUAAAAUAAAAUGAACGAUGCAGAAAUACUUCAAUUCAUUA